AUGCUUCACCGUCGUCAGACGACCCUGGAUUCAAUGCCACCGCCCCAGAUCAGUCCGGAUGGCUUCCCCAUCUACAUGGAGCCUCCUCAUUCCGACGCUCCCGACGUGGGAGCCAAGGUGAACUUCUUGACUCGUCUGAUGCACAUUCUCAUGUGCAAGUGCACGAAGCGCUACUACAUGGCAUGGAUGUGCUCCCUGGGAUUUAUGAUCACCUUCGGUAUCCGUUGCAACAUGAGUUGGGUCACACUCGCGAUGGAGCAUCACGCCCACCUCCCCACCGCGGAAAUCGCCAAACUUGGGAAGGAGAUCAAUGUCACAACGACCAAUUCAAAUACCAGUGGUCAACUGCGACAUAGCAUGCCUGCACUGGACACUGAAGGAUUACUGGAAGAAGCACACGACGAGAGUGGCACUGGAAACCGUUUGGCCGUUCGUCGCGCUCAGUGCCAGUCCGCCAUCCUCAGACAGAACGCAGUCAAGUGCUGA
Messenger RNA from Mesocestoides corti, 486 nucleotides. The record is from the annotation of a GenBank genome assembly. NCBI's taxonomy places the organism in Eukaryota, Metazoa, Platyhelminthes, Cestoda, Cyclophyllidea, Mesocestoididae.